Messenger RNA from Conger conger (European conger), 861 nucleotides. Its product is annotated as troponin T, cardiac muscle-like. Gene Ontology annotation, biological process: regulation of muscle contraction; cardiac muscle contraction; sarcomere organization. Gene Ontology annotation, cellular component: troponin complex. The coding region runs from base 53 to 703 and encodes 216 amino acids. Lineage: Eukaryota; Metazoa; Chordata; Actinopteri; Anguilliformes; Congridae. The transcript is spliced from 10 exons. The record is from RefSeq and is a predicted model, not a curated record. Gene Ontology annotation, molecular function: troponin I binding; troponin C binding; tropomyosin binding.
AGAGCCAGCAGAGGAGGAAGUCCCAGAUGAAUCAAAGCCCAAGCCAACCAAGAUGUUUGUGCCGAAUAUCGCAGCACCAAAGAUCCCAGAGGGAGAUAAAGUGGAUUUUGACGACAUCCACAGGAAGAGGCAGGAGAAGGACCUGCAGGAGCUGCAGUCUCUGAUCGAGGCCCACUUCAUCCAGAGGAAGAAAGACGAGGAGGAGCUGGUGGCUCUCGUCAACCGCAUCGAGAAGCGGCGGACGGAGAGGGCGGAGCAGCACAGGAUUCGAGCGGAGAGGGAGAAGGAGAGGCAGGCCAAGCUCAACGCGGAGAAGGAGAGGAAAGACCAGGAGGAGCAGAAGAAGAAGCAGGAUGAUGAGGCCAAGAAGAAGAAGGCCCUGACUUACCAGUACGGGACCAGCACGCAGAAGACUGACGGCCGCAGGGGCACCAAGAAACAGACGGAGAGGGAGAAGAAGAAGAAGAUUCUGGCUGAAAGGAGGAAGGGUCUGAACAUCGACCAUCUGAACGAGGAGAGACUGAAGGACAAGGCCAGGGAGCUGUGGCAGUGGCUGAUGGAGCUCGAGGCGCAGAAGUUUGACCUGGGCGAGAAGCUGAAGAGACAGAAGUAUGACGUUAACCAGCUUCUGUGCCGGGUCCAGGAUCACCAGAGCGGCAAGGGUCGUGGCAAGGCCAAGGUGUCCGCGGGUCGUCUGAGGUAAAAGGACCGUUUCAGAAGAUUGCAGUUUGGACGCCGCAGAGAAAUGCGUACAGCCUUUUAUUUUUUUGUUGUUCGAGAUAGACAUCUAACUUUCUGAGAUAAUAGGGUUUUUUUUUUUGCUAUAUGAUGUGUACAAACAAUAAAUCACUCAUGAAUCAG